UAUUUGACGCUCUGGCAGCAUUGUUUGCCUGCGCUCACUCCAUUUUCGCUUUUCGUUUUCAGAUGUAUAGAAACGUGCUCGCGGUGUGUGCAACAUGUGAAAAGUGAAAAAUAUCUAUGAUUGAAAACUAAUUAAUUAUAUUGCGCUGCGUUGUUGAAAAUAAUAUAAGAUGUCUACUUCGCUGCAACAACAAUUGCAGAGACUUGCAGUUCCACAGACAAAAGCUCUGCAGGAUGUGAAAUAUAGGGCGUCAAUCAUUUUCGAUCCAAAGGAAGCCGCUACAAAGGAUCGUCGUACAAUUUACGAUUUGGGCGUAAGUGGCUUACGUGAAUUGCAGAGCAUAAAUUCCACUUUUCGACAAUUUGAAACAACGCUCUUCUACGAGCCCACCUUAAGCUUGGAACGUGCAGUAGAGACUGCCGAAGUGAACGAAUUAUUGAAUCGAAAUAUAAAUAAGUUCCUGCAGUACUUAUCACCAUAUCUGCUAUUACGUCCAGCACAAUUGUGCCUGGAAUGGCUAUUGCGUCGUUUCCAUAUUCAUGAAUACAAUCGGUCGGCACUGUUCGGUUUAGCGUUGCCCUAUUACGAAACGCUUACGUUUACGUCCAUAUUGCAAACAGUGAAGCUGACAGCGUCCGAUCAGGAAUGGGGUUGGUUGCGCCCACUACAAAAGCCUGGUGUACCGCUCGCUAAGUCAACUAUAAUCACUCGCGCUGCUACCAACCCAGCUUUUCUGAAGUUCAUUUGCAAGACAACUGCAGAUGCUGUGCAAGAGUUGGGCAGUUGCUCUUACCUUUUGCAGACACAAAUAAAUUUCUACAGCACCGUUGUUGUAGGUGCACUGGAACAAGCCAAAAUUGAAGGAUGGCACAUAAAUAUUGUUUUAGCCUCUGUAAUAAAAGCAUUGAAAUCAAAACUACUGGACUUUAUGUCGGCUGGCUUAGUCGUGACAGCACAAUUGGUGACUUGUUGCAAGUUCAACCAAAAUGCCUGCAAUGGUCUUAUCAGGCACAUAGUCGGAGUACAGCACAAACAACUUCGUCGGACGGCUGUGAUGUUGCUCGUCUUUAUUUUUGAAACGCAACAUAACAUCCAGAACACUUACGAUAAGGAAGCUCUAUUUACCGUAAUAGGUUACGAUUGGUUUGUCAAAGAAUUGGAUGAUAUUAUUGGUGCGGGCGUGUCAGUGCAAGCACUUCUGGUACCACUUUUCGUCCAAUGCAGCAAUGCUAUUCAGCAGGAAAAAGAAAAUGGCUUGAGUUGUAUGGAAUUCAUUGAUGCUGUGGUUGAAUUGCCACUUCCGGACGUAGCUGUGCAACGUAUCAUAAACGCUUUUUUGAGUACCUAUGUUAUUCCUCCAGCAAAACAUCCAUUGGAAGCGGACGAGGUUAUAGAAAUUGAUUCCGAAGUUGAAGGCAUAGAUUUCGUUAAGUGGUUCUCGAGCAUUUUGUACAGAUUGGAAACAAGAUUUCCACGUGCCUUCGAUAUGGUUUUAAAAUCUGUGCUCAAGAAAGAUGAUGACAAAAGUGCUAGGCGUCAAGAAGCAAUUCAAUUGGCAAUACAAUUCCGCUUGAAAUCGACUGAUGCAUAUACUAGUGCCAUCUAUCAAAACCUAUAUCAUCAUAAUUCACAAAUGCGUAUGAUGGCCGUACAAAAUUUACGUAAAAAUCUUGAUAAUUAUAAGUCACGUGCACAAAACUAUCAAAUAUUGAAAGAAUGUUUAGUCGAUCGCGUACAGGACGACAGUGAAGAUGUGGUGGCAGAGGUUUUACAACUAUCGACAGAAGAUUUUAUUGAAAUACUUGGUCAUAAUAAAUUUUUAGAUGUGUUAUUCGAAAUUUUGCACAAAGCAGAAAUGGAUGCUGAACAUUGGGAAUCUCUUACCAAAUAUGCAGUGAACCACAUGGUUUCAUUAGAGCUGGUCAACAAUUGUGACUCAAAUCUUAUAUUGUUGGCGUUAAUGCCUUUGCUUUUACCAUCUAAUAAUAGCCAAAUAGCUAAGGAUAAUAUUGUCACAAUACUAGGGAGCCCACUAGCCAAUAAGUUGGUUUUUCUAAGGGAGCUAGACGUAGAUAAUAUUAUUACAACCGAUUUUGAUGCAGCUUCUUUCAAAAUACAUUUCUUGGGCGUGAUUGCCAGUCAUAUGAAAACACCAACUGUGACUGAAUUAUUUACUAGUGUGGAUGCACAUCAAAAAGGCUUCUUUCGUUCCGCAAUGGACGUUUCGCACAUAAUGUUGCUUGUUAUUGCAUGCCUCAAUCAAAGAUUGGACAGUAAUGAGUCGUUGAAAAUUUUUAAACAAAUUCGCAACUAUACAAAAGACUUUGAAAUCAAGCAUAUACCAUGUGAGAAUUGGCAAAAGUUUCGCAAACGUCCAUAUAUUCCACUGCGUUUAUAUAUCGAUUUCGUAUCAAAAGUUGUAGAGCAUACAAAUCUCUCUGAUGAUAUUUAUAACUGGCAAUUGCCAAACAAAGAUUUGGAAUAUUUGCUGUACAUCGUUAAUUUUAUAUCUGAAGAAGUGUUUCGAAAGGAAGGAGGAUCAUUUAGACAUGAGUGGUUGAAAACAAUUCAACAAAUUUUCGGUGUGGUUUUUCCGAGGCCAUAUACAGUUAUUGACUUCUUUGCUAACUUCUAUGUUUAUAGAGACUUGAAUUGUGAGAUAAAUUAUACACUUUUGCGUUUGAGAGCCUGCAUUUUAUUUUCUGCAUUGUGUCGGAAGUUAAAUACCACGCUCAAAUUUAAUUUGGUGCAAAUUCUUAAAAUUACAAUGGGUUUGCAUGCUUCUUCACAACUAAUACGCUUCCAAGCCAUAUCUGUCCUUUCACAAAUUAAAAAGCAUGCAAUAUUGGAUUCUAACUUGCUGUAUCUUGUGGAUACGUUUUUGUCACGCGAAAGAGAGAUCUUCACAUGUCAUGAACAGGCUCCACUUUUAUGGUACACACUGCUUAAACCAACAAAAGAAGAAGCAGAUGAAAGACUUGGAAUUCAACUUUUUAAGGAUAUUUUAAAAUUGUUCACAAUGCGUUUUUAUUUAGAGCACUCCGCAUUCAUUUCAGAAUUGCUUAGCGCAUUCAAGCAUAUUGACGAUAUGGAUGUAUUACAAGUUUUAAUGCCAUUGGCAUUCGAUGCCUUGGACCAUACAACUGACGACGGUACAUUGAAGGUUUUAGCCGCACCUUUCAAAAAUGUUUAUAAUCUUAUUAUGCAGCGAUUUGAAUUAGCCGAUUCUGCAGAGAUACUAAUGAAAUCUCCUGGUGCUUGGGAACUGUUUAAGAAAUCGUGUCAAAUGCACAAUGUUUAUCUGGUCUAUGACGAUAGAAUGCAACCCGUGCCCUGUUUACUUCUGAAUGUAUUAGAUGGUGUAUUUUACGGAAAAUUAAACAAGAACUCGCAGUUGAAGUUGUUUAAAUUGAUUUUACGAACACUGUACACCUCAGAUAAUGAUACAAUUUUUCAAGCUGCAAACAAAAUGUUUAACAAAUGCAUUUUUGAAGGUAACAUGCUGCGGGUUAUAUUACAGCAAAUGCUGGGUGAUUUGUUUAAAACGGGGAAGACGCCGUUGAAGCAGAAGCCAUCGGCAAUUGCAAAUGCAGCUAAACUUGAAUCAGAAAAAUUGCAAAUGCAAAUAACUACACAAGAGUGGAAGGAAGGAGUUAUAGUUCUUCAACUGUUGGAACAGAGAAAAAUAAUAUUGCAUACUGAACAGUUAAUAUCAGUGCUAUUUGAUUUGCUAAAAGUUUGUUUAGAGGUAGAAGAACAAAAUACUGUGGAAUAUGCAAAACAAUUAAUAUUAGCUAUAUUAUUGCAAUGCUGUGAAGUUUGCAAGGAGGAUGGUAUUGCAAUACAGGAAAUACUACCAGAAAAUACAUUCCGUAUCGAUCAUAUAGUUGAUUAUGUACGUUCAACACAAAAUCCACAAACACACCAUAAUGCAUUACUCUUGCUUGCUCACUGUGCAGCUCUAUAUCCGCAACAAGUGCUCCAUAAUAUCGUGCAAAUAUUUACAUUUGUUGGUUCAACAAUUGCACGACAUGAUGAUGCUUUUAGUUUUUACAUUAUAAACACUGUUGUUGAAAAAAUCGUGCCAAUAUUGUUGGAGCACGGCACAUCCGCUGCAGUAAGUGUAGAUGGUAUCGAUGGUCGUGCUAUACCAUUGUUGAAAGUGUUCUCAGACAUAAUGUUCGAUGUACCAGAACAUCGCCGGCUUUUGCUGUAUACUAAGUUCUUAAAAACACUCGGGCAUAAAGAGUAUCUCUGGAGCUUUUUGUGUAUUCUAUUUGAAGCGCACAUUACAGAUACUGAAAAUGAAAGGAAAAAAGGCAAACAGUCCGAUGUGGCUUCUAUAUUCCUAACAGUUAAAACAACUCGUUUUCUCUUUGCUAUAGACCUGGUCAAGUCACUUGAAACAAGCAUUAUUUUAGAGACAUGCUUACAAUUGCUUACGUACGUUACAAAUUUACCAUUGAGUGAGCAAAAUGCAGUUACUUCAGAUGAAAGUAUGGACACCGGAGAAGUCUCGCUUUACGAUGUGAAAUGUCACACAAAGAGACAAUUCCGUCAUUAUAAAUAUCUGAUUAUAGAGUUUUUGCAUAAUAUAACAUGCGAACAUUCAGUAAUGUUAAAAAUAGCUAGGCUAACAGAUGAGGAACAGCUAGAUAUGAAAACUCUAUAUCAAAGUUUAGUAGUGAAAAUAUUAACUUAUAUACCCAAAGUCAAAUCGACUAUUGCAGAACAAACAGAGGGGCAUGAAUUAAAAUUAAAUAAAGCUAUAUUGAAUUAUCUUCACGAUCUGCUCGAGAACGUCAUAUUAAUGCUAUCUCCAAAUCUUUUCCUAAUGGUAAUUAAUGGCUUAGUGUUGCAUAAUAUCUAUAGUAUACGUCGUAAAGUAAUGGAAUUGCUAAUAAAUAAGUUGCUGACCAAGGAUACUUUCUUUAGUGGUCAGUUCAAUGAUGAAAUUUCUAAACUUUUUGAGCCAUUCAACACCAUUGUCGACACAAUAGGAAGGAAAACCGAGGAACCGAAUGGUGAUGCUGCAGCGCAUCCAAUAAAUACUAAUAACGAUGCUAUACACAUGCAACAAACAACCCUUAUAUGCAUUAAGGUACUAUCAAAAGCUUACGGAACUGAAUUUAUUGAGGAGUUCAAAGGUUUACUUGCUAAAAUAACGAAAGUUUUGAAAUUGCGUAAAAAUAUGCCACGCCUUUUAACUAGUGCUGUCAUUAUAACUAUUGCCGAAAUCGCAUCUAAUUUGAGAGUUCAUUCGUUAGCGUAUUUGCCAAGAUUUAUGCCCUAUUUAAUUAAUAUACUGCAAGAGCAGACAGCACUGUUGGAGAGUCAACCGUUAGAUAAUAGCUAUGCAGCACUUGUAUUAAGUUUCUUGAAGCUAAUGGAGGCUAUACCAUUGUUCUUAAGCCCAUAUAUGGUCGAUAUCAUAACAUCAAUGAGUUUAAUAUCAGUUAAAGCAGCUCAGCAACCCGAAAAUGACCAUUCCGCUGGUAUACUACAAAAAAUUUCAGCAAUUUGGAAAGCAAUUGCAACAAAAAUUCAAUCUCGCGUCACAGUGCCAUUUUGUGAAGACGUCUAUAAUCGUCUGAUAGAAAGUCAUCAAUAUUCUCAUAUCAGUGAGGUCAUGAAGUUAUUAUCAGUAAUAAUUACUGAAACAAGCGCUGAAGAUUGGGUUACCGUACAAAUCCAAUUAACAGAUAUUUUCAUGCAGGCGAUUCAAUAUCGUGUAUUGGUGAGUGCACAUAUGGUGGACGACAGCUCAGCUAUACAAAUUCAGCCGACUGAAACUAUAAUGCUGGACACGCUUGUUACUUGGAUAAUGAAAUUAACAGAAGUCAAUUUCCGUCCUGUAUUCCAAAGAAUUUAUCAGUGGGCAUUUAAAUCUGAAAGCGCUAGCAAAGAGACGCAUUUGACAUUCUAUUUAUUCGCACAAAAGGUAUCAGCAGCUCUUCAAACACUUUUUGUGAUUUAUGCUGGUGAAAUUGUUGAAGAUACAGCUGGACUGCUAAAAGUGUACAAUGUAACAAUAAAUUCCACUAAAGAAAACAAAGAAGAAGAUGAUUUCCAAGCUGAGCUAUUAAUGGCAAUUUUUGGUACAUUGUGUAACGUUUUCAGGCAUCAUAGCAGUAAUGUAGUCAGUACCCGUCGUUUCGAUCUGCUUAUACCAGCGAUUGUGGAUCAAAUUGAAAAUCGUGUGGUAUUAGAAAGUGAGGACCUAGAAGCUCUACUGAUUCUUUGUAUUUCCGAAUUAGCUGGAGCUGCAAACAAUGAUUUGCUAGUGAAGCAAUUAAAUCAACAGGUUAUGUUGAAGUCGCGCAUAUCCAGUUCGGAUGUGCGUAUACUUACAUUUAAUUGUUGUGUUGAAAUCGCACGCAAGUUGGGUGAUGCCUUUACUCCAUUACUACCGGAGACGUUGCCGUUUAUAGCUGAACUUUUGGAAGAUGAUAAUGUGCGUGUAGAAAAAUGUGUUAAGCGUUGUAUACAUGAUUUGGAAGGUAUACUAGGCGAGUCGUUACAGAAAUAUUUUUAAAUUAAAUAUUUAAUUAUCUUUUUCAAUUGUUCUUCCCUUCUUACUAUAUUAUUACA
Molecule: messenger RNA, 6591 nt
Organism: Teleopsis dalmanni
Lineage: Eukaryota; Metazoa; Arthropoda; Insecta; Diptera; Diopsidae
Product: HEAT repeat-containing protein 1 homolog
Exons: 4
Coding region: 170-6535 (2121 amino acids)
Biological process (GO): positive regulation of transcription by RNA polymerase I; maturation of SSU-rRNA from tricistronic rRNA transcript (SSU-rRNA, 5.8S rRNA, LSU-rRNA)
Cellular component (GO): t-UTP complex; small-subunit processome; 90S preribosome
Molecular function (GO): snoRNA binding
Source: RefSeq, a predicted model, not a curated record